UAUUUUGUGUAGAAUGCCUGUGUUGUUUUUGAACUUUGGGAUCUGAAUGCUUCUUCCUGAAUAGGCCUUAUUACCAUUGACAGUUUCACUGUUGUUAAUAUGAGUUUUCUGCGUUGGGAGCAAUAGAUCAUAUGCUCUGUAGCCAAUGCCCAAUGGUUUAUGUUCAUAUUCAUAGUUUCAUGCCAUUCAAACAGUUUCUCUGUUCAAAAUGAACCAUUGAUGUUAAUAUUGUAUUUUGUCACAUGACAGGGCUUUAUUAUAUCUUGAUGAAAUAAAUCUCUGUAUGUGAUUAAUCUCCUUGUAUAUUUUUGAUUCUGAUAAUCCUUUAUAUAGUUGUAUAAAAUUUUCCUAACUAGCAUUAACAAUACCAAACAAAGCUAAUUAAGUAUGCUGAAUCAAUCAUAAUCAUCUAUUGAAGAGUGUUUAUGUUUCCUUUUUAUUUUUCGUUUUUAUUGCAUUCAGCAGCUGCAAGAAUCUUGUAAUACAAUACAGCAAUUAUCUAGGAGAUAGGGAAUUAGAAGCUAACAAAUCAGAAUGGGAAGUGCAGUUACAAAUUAAAAUAGCCUGCUUUCCACUUUCUGUUUCUUGAAAAGGUUGGAUUUUUGCACAGAAUAGAAAAUUGAUGAGAUUUCAAACAGUUUUAUGACAUAAAUCGUCACGUUUUUGCAGAAGAAGCUAAACAAACACAGCAUGAUUUUCAUGCUAAGCAGCCAUAUCAUAACUCUCCUCCAAAAAUAGCCACUUUUUUUCCUCAACUUUAUCCUAAAAAAGAUGAAAAAGGGCUCCAGGUCUGUAUGUAGUCAUCAAAGUUGUGAGAUUACUAACUUUAUCAAAGCUCCAUAAAUAGUGAAUUCAUGCAUCCAAUUUCAACAAAUUCAGUUUCUAGAUUUCAAAUCAUGGUGAUAGCAAAGUUUCUCUUUCUUUCUAUUCUCAUUGCCUCAGUUUUCAGUCUCACAGUGAGCAUAGACUUCACAGAGAAGGACCUAAGCUCGGAUGAGAGCCUGUGGGACUUGUACAAGAGAUGGAGGAGCCACCACACCGUCUCCCGCGAUCUAGCAGAGAAACAGAGGCGAUUCAAUGUGUUCAAGGCCAAUGUGCACCACAUCCACGCCGUGAACAAGAUGGACAAGCCUUACAAGCUGAGGCUCAACAAGUAUGCUGACAUGACCAACCACGAGUUCAGAGCCUCGUACACCUCGAAGAUCAGGCACCACCGCAUGCUGCGCGGUGCCAGGGCCAGCACCGGGUUCAUGCACGAGGAGGCCAGGGAUCUGCCCGCCUCGGUUGAUUGGAGGGCUCAGGGUGCUGUCACUGGAGUCAAGAAUCAAGGCAGCUGUGGUAGUUGUUGGGCUUUCUCAACUGUGGUGGGAGUUGAGGGCAUCAACAAGAUCAAAAGUGGGGAGUUGGUGUCUUUGUCUGAGCAAGAAUUGGUUGAUUGUGAGCAAGAUAACGAAGGUUGCAAUGGAGGAUUGAUGGAACAUGCAUUUGAGUUUAUCAAGAAACAAGGUGGCCUAGCAACGGAGAGCAUCUAUCCCUACACAGCCACCGAUGGGAAUUGUGAUGCAACCAAAAUGAAUGCACCGGCUGUUACAAUUGACGGCUACGAGAACGUGCCAGAAAACGAUGAGGAUGCGUUGAUGAAAGCCGUUGCAAAUCAACCUGUAUCUGUUGCUAUAGAUGCUGGUGGUUCUAAUUUCCAGUUUUACUCCGAGGGAGUGUUUACGGGCGAAUGUGGCACGGAGCUGAACCAUGGGGUAGCGGUUGUUGGUUAUGGAUCCGCGCUGGAUGGGACUAAAUAUUGGAUAGUGAAGAACUCGUGGGGACCUGAGUGGGGUGAGCAAGGGUAUAUUAGGAUGCAACGCGGUGUUGGAGAAAGAGAAGGAUUGUGUGGAAUCGCGAUGGAUGCCUCGUAUCCUAUCAAGUUAUCGUCGGAUAAUCCGCAACCACCAGCGUCGCCACCAAAGGAUGAGCUUUGAUACUUGGGGAAAGUUGCAUUGCAUUAGGCGUCAUUCAAAUGCUUGUUGUAUGGGGAAGUAUCUGAAAUGCAGUAGAGUACUUUAUUUCUUAGUACUACUAAUAAUAUGAAUUGAUUUAAGUUA
Salvia hispanica is the source of this 2099-nucleotide messenger RNA. Its product is annotated as vignain-like. The record is from RefSeq and is a predicted model, not a curated record. Lineage: Eukaryota; Viridiplantae; Streptophyta; Magnoliopsida; Lamiales; Lamiaceae. Gene Ontology annotation, biological process: proteolysis. Gene Ontology annotation, molecular function: cysteine-type peptidase activity.